This is a messenger RNA of Kwoniella botswanensis, 1239 nucleotides long. RefSeq lists its product as uncharacterized. The transcript has 5 exons. Lineage: Eukaryota; Fungi; Basidiomycota; Tremellomycetes; Tremellales; Cryptococcaceae. The coding region runs from base 1 to 1239 and encodes 412 amino acids. Gene Ontology annotation, biological process: protein phosphorylation. Gene Ontology annotation, molecular function: protein kinase activity; ATP binding. The record is from RefSeq and is a predicted model, not a curated record.
AUGGGCGUCACACAUCGAGAUCUUAAGCCUGAGAAUAUACUGCUUACGAGGGAAACGAGCGAUGCACCAGUGCAAGUGAAGAUUGCAGAUUUUGGUUUAGCCAAAAUGGUCCACGCCGAAACCAUGCUCACCUCGAUGGUCGGAACACCACAAUACCUCGCGCCGGAAGUGGUGAUGCAAACGAAACAGCAGCCUGGAUAUGAAAAUGUCGUGGAUUCAUGGUCUAUAGGUAUUAUUGUGUACAGUAUGAUGACCAAAGCAUUACCUUUUGACGAAGAUGGAGAUGCUCCCAUCGAAAAACGCAUUAAAGACCGAUUCACGCAACCUGCCGAUACUGAACUACUCGUUCGACUGGGUAUAAGCGAUCUCGCCAUAGACUUCAUCUCGGGUUUAUUAGCUAAAGAUCCAAGACAGAGAUUGACAAUGAGACAGGCAUUAGAUCAUGAAUGGUUAUCUGGACCGAGCUCGCACAUUAGUGAAAGUCAAGUACCUGCGUCACAAGCUCUCGGUGGCGACUCCGUAUGGUCAAUUGAAUCGUUUGAUGAUCAAUUUCCUUUGGAUCAAAAUCCCAACCAGGAUGGUUAUUCGAGUGAUCCCCUUAAUGGCAACGAUGCCAAUGUUGAUGGAUCGACGGAAGAUAUAGGUAGAUGGUCUAGACCCAUGACUGCCUCUGGAACGAAUUACGAAUCGUUAGGUGAAUAUGGAUCUGAAGAAAGUUUCAGUCAACCUAUGGGAAAUCUACAUUUGAACACUCCAUUAAUCGAGAGAAGAUUACCACCUACAAAUAUCAAAGAUCAAUUACCGAGUUCACCGCCUCUCUCUUCUUCUUCCAAUUUACUAGUGAUGAAUGUUGAUUUACAACAACAGCAACAGCAGCAGCAAGAAGAAAAGGAAGUUGAUAUGGAUGGUGGAUUACCUACUCCCAUCACACCAAAACUUAGUAAUGGCAAUGAUGAAGACAUCAGUAUGAAUGGAAAUGGAAAUGGGAAUGGGAAUGGGACUGCUAUGUUGAUUACAAAGCGAAAGAAUCCAGAUGAGAUUCAAGGAUUUAGUUCAGGUAGUUUAUCACCUCCACCGAUGAAGAGUGAAGGCGACCGCCAAGUAGAAGUAGAAGAAGAAGAACGGGGAGAAAAGGAGAAAAGGAAAAAGGAAAAAGCGAAAUCUACUUCACCUGGAACGUUACCUACGAGACAAUCUACGAGGACUACCAGACCGAGAAAAUCAAUGAGGUUGGCUUGA